AUGAAGAAAGCCCUCACCAUCCUCCUCGUCGGCCUGUCCUCGGCCCUCGCGCGCGCCGCCCCGGCCCCGGACGGCCGCGGGAUGCCGGCCCGGGCGGCGCACCCGGACGCGGGUCCCCCGACGCUCGGCGGCACGCUCCAGGAGUACACGGACCGGACGGACGACGCGCCGACGACGGCGAAAAGAGGACCCGACCAUGACGACGACGACGGUGCCGGCGGCCUCGACAAGCGGUGGGACAAGGAGGAAUGGAGCAAGGCCGACGUCAUCUGCUCAGAGAAGCAAUGGGGCCUCGUCCACAACCUCGCCUACAACGACGUCAUCGACAUGUACGAGAAGACGUGGAGGAAGGGAUCGUUGGUGGUGCUGCCCGAGGGCCCGAGGAAGUGCAUGGAGCUCUUCUGCCAAUACGAAACGGCGUUUUUCGCUUGCAACGAUCACGCCAAGAGUUACACGAUCCAGGACGGCAUGGUCAUUUCGCACGGCAUCAGGGAGAUGUGGAAGCGGUGCCACAACAACCAGCUGGACGACAUGAUAGGAGCCCAAAUCUUCAGCCCCAACAACUGGAACAUCAUCAUGAGGCGAGACGUCAGCUGUGGUCCUGACAGAGGGGGGUUCGCUCUGAAGGCCCGAGGAACGGGCCACCGCGGGGGGGGGAACGCGCAUCAGGGACCGGAUGAAUGA
Molecule: messenger RNA, 684 nt
Organism: Purpureocillium takamizusanense
Lineage: Eukaryota; Fungi; Ascomycota; Sordariomycetes; Hypocreales; Ophiocordycipitaceae
Exons: 2
Coding region: 1-684 (227 amino acids)
Source: RefSeq, a predicted model, not a curated record